Fraxinus pennsylvanica is the source of this 1671-nucleotide messenger RNA. The record is from the annotation of a GenBank genome assembly. Lineage: Eukaryota; Viridiplantae; Streptophyta; Magnoliopsida; Lamiales; Oleaceae.
AUGGGGAGGAUGACCUUCGUGGAAUUAUUCCUCUGCUUCUCAGCUGGGGCUUUAAUGGUUCAUGCUGAGGAUCCCUAUCAUUUCUUUGAAUGGAAUGUCACCUAUGGUACCAUUGCCCCAUUGGGUGUUCCCCAGCAAGGUAUCCUCAUCAAUGGCCAAUUCCCAGGUCCUAAAAUCAACUGCACUUCCAACAACAACAUUGUUGUCAACGUCUUUAACAAUCUUGAUGAGCCAUUCCUCCUUACCUGGAAUGGUGUGCAGCACAGGAAGAACUCCUGGCAAGAUGGCACCCUCGGUACCAUGUGCCCCAUCUUGCCCGGUAAGAACUUCACCUAUCAUUUCCAAGUCAAGGACCAGAUUGGAAGCUUCUACUACUUCCCCACCACAGGAUUGCACAAGGCAUCUGGUGCCAUCGGUGGCCUUCAAGUCCACAGUCGAGAUCUCAUCCCGGUUCCAUUUGACAACCCUGCAGAUGAGUACUUUCUCCUCUUGGGCGAUUGGUACAACAAGGGCCACAAGAGCUUGAAGAAGCAAUUGGAUAGUGGCCGCUCCAUUGGCAGGCCUGACGGAAUCCAUAUCAAUGGUAAGUCUGGAAAGGUCAGUGAUAAGGCUUCUGAGCCCCUUUAUACCGUGGAAUCUGGCAAGACUUAUAGAUGCAGAGUCUGCAAUGUUGGAAUGAGGACCUCUGUCAACUUCAGACUCCAAGGACACACCUUGAAGCUCGUCGAGAUGGAGGGUUCUCACACCGUGCAAAACGUCUACGACUCCUUGGAUCUCCAUGUUGGACAAUGUCUCUCAGUCUUGGUUACUGCCAACCAAGUACCCAAGGACUACUACUUUGUGGUUUCCAGUAGGUUUGCUCAGCAUCCACUCAGCUCUGUGGCCAUCAUUCGCUAUCUCAACGGAAAUGGUCCAGCAUCUCCUGAGCUCCCACUUUCACCCCCUGACAAUACAGAAGGCAUUGCUUGGUCUAUUAACCAGUUCCGCUCAUUCAGGUGGAACCUGACAGCCAGUGCUGCUCGUCCCAAUCCUCAGGGCUCUUACCACUAUGGCCAGAUCAACAUCACCCGCACCAUCAAGCUCGCAAACUCUCGAUCAUAUGUCGACGGUAAGCUUCGCUUUGGCCUCAACGGCGUCUCCCAUGUGGACUCUGAGACUCCACUCAAGUUGGCAGAGUACUUUGGAGCUUCCGACAAGGUAUUCAAGUAUGAUAUCAUCAAGGAUGAGCCCCCACAAGACAACACCAAGUUGAUUUUGGCCCCCAACGUGCUCAAUGCCACCUUCAGGAAUUUCGUGGAGAUCAUCUUUGAGAACCAUGAGAGGACUAUCCAGACUUAUCACCUUGAUGGUUACUCCUUCUUCGCCGUGGCCAUAGAGCCAGGAAGGUGGAGCCCUGAGAAGAGAAAGAACUACAACCUCCUCGAUGCAGUGAGUAGGCACAACAUUCAAGUAUACCCCAACUCAUGGGCAGCAGUCAUGACAACACUGGACAAUGCUGGAAUGUGGAGCUUGAGGUCGGAAAUGUGGGAGAGAGUAUACUUGGGACAGCAACUCUACUUCAGCGUUCUCUCCCCUGCCCGUUCCCUGAGGGAUGAGUACAACCUUCCUGACAACACACCGUUGUGCGGUAUUGUCCCUGGUUUGCCGUUGCCCCCUCCAUACACUGCUUGA